Messenger RNA from Scheffersomyces amazonensis, 2617 nucleotides. It is a transcript of the gene CWH41, whose product is annotated as Cwh41p. Gene Ontology annotation, cellular component: endoplasmic reticulum membrane. Gene Ontology annotation, molecular function: Glc3Man9GlcNAc2 oligosaccharide glucosidase activity. NCBI's taxonomy places the organism in Eukaryota, Fungi, Ascomycota, Pichiomycetes, Serinales, Debaryomycetaceae. Gene Ontology annotation, biological process: oligosaccharide metabolic process; protein N-linked glycosylation. The record is from RefSeq and is a predicted model, not a curated record. The transcript has a single exon. The coding region runs from base 66 to 2585 and encodes 839 amino acids.
CAUUCAUCACCAAAACAUCUUUAACGGUUAACCAAUCCUUUAUUAAUAGACGCGAGUAUAUUACUAUGACUAAUUGGAUCAAGCGAACAAAGAUUUGCUUAGUCGCAUUAAUUCUCCAAUUGUCACUUUAUCUGGUGGUUGUUCGCAGUGAGCAAUUCCACUUUGACAUCUAUGAGUCUGAAGAUGUGAUUGAAGAUGUUGAAUCAGUAGGAGGGUUCAAUCAACAGUAUACUGAAUUGUCGGAUGCUUCAUUACUUUGGGGACCCUAUAGAUCUUCUUUAUAUUUUGGAAUUAGACCUCGUAUUCCUCAUUCUUUAUUAUCUGGAUUAAUGUGGUUUGGAGUCGACGACUAUGGAGGACUUCAUAAUAUCAGACACGUCUAUGAGAAGUAUGAUCCAGUUAGAAAAGCUAAUUGGAUAUCUUAUGAUCCACGUUUAGGAGGUAGAGAAGUUAUUAGAGAUGAUGAUUAUCAUAUUGAGUUAACCAUUGACUAUGUCAAGAGUUCAGAUGGUUUAUCAUGGGGAGCUAAGAUUAGAGGAGAAUAUAUGCAAGGAUUUGAAUAUAAUAAGCUUGCAUUGGUAUGGUACUCUGGAUUAGAAGGUGAAUCAGAUGAAAUUAAUGAAUUAGGCCUUAAGACUAGAAAUGGAUAUUUACAAUUAGAGAAUAGACCUCAACAGGAGGGGUAUAGGGGGAAUAUUAAGCUUGGAGGUAUCUCAGAAGAAUUGGGAAUGUUUGACAUUGAGAUUAAUGAUGGUCCAGCAUCUAAUAGACAUCCAAAGGGUGACCCCAAAUAUCACUUCUUAGAUCCUCUGAAAACUCAACAUUUAAGUUUAGCGGUUCCUGAUGAUAAUACUUGGAGAGCUAAAGAUAUAUUUCUUGCAUUGCUACUGGAUUCAGUUGAAGAUCUACUUGAAACUAAUGGGAAUGCUGUUCCACCAGAACAAGCUUUCUUACUUCGUGAUAUGAAGCAUUAUCAAGGUAACUUACAUUUUGUUCAAAAGGUAUUUGAAGGUAAGUUUGAAUUCGAUAUUAUCUAUACUAAUAAACUUACGAGACCUACUGAAAUGAUAACCUUUGACAAUAUUAAUGAAAAGAUUGAUAGGAACCUUAAGAUUUUUGAUGAUAAGUUUAAUGAUAAGUUCCAAUUGAAGGCACCCUAUGAUAAACAAUCAAAACAUCUCGAUUUUGCUAAGGAACUCUUAUCUGGUUUACUUGGAGGAUUAACUUAUGCUUAUGGAGAUCAUUUGGUUGAUAGAGAAACCAAAUUCGAUGAUGAAUCAUUUGAAGAAUAUAAAUUAAAAGGAUCACUUGAAGGUCCUCAUGAAUUAUUCUCAUUAGUACCAUCAAGACCAUUCUUCUCCAGAGGAUUCUUAUGGGAUGAGGGAUUCCAUUUAAUUCCAUUAAUUAAUUAUGAUUCAGAUUUGGUAUUUGAAGUGUUACAGUCAUGGUUUAAUUUGAUUGAUGAAGAUGGUUGGAUUGCUCGUGAACAGAUCCUUGGACCAGAAGCAAGAUCAAGAGUUCCUGAAGAAUUCCAAGUUCAAAGUCCAGAAAUAGUUAAUCCUCCUACAUUAAUGCUUGUGUUCACAUAUUUAUUGAAUAAUAUCAAAGACCCUCAUAAUCUUGAUCUUGAUACUCCUUAUAAUGUUGAUGAUAUCACUAGUUUGGAUUCUAAGAAUUUAGGGUCAUUAAUACUUAAUAAUCCAAAGUUAUUAUAUAAUUAUACCCAAAAUAUCUAUCCUAAAUUGAAAACUCAUUAUGAAUGGUUUAAGAGAACUCAACAAGGGUUAUAUAGAGAAUUUGAAGAUAGAGGUACUAAUGGUGAGGUAUAUAGAUGGAGAGGUAGAACUUUAACUCAUUGUUUAGCCAGUGGGAUUGAUGAUUAUCCUCGUGCUUUACCAGCCGACAUUGCUGAAUUAAACAUUGAUUUAUUAUCAUGGAUAGGAGUCAUGACCAGAUCCAUGAAGAUGAUUGCAGAAUUGUUACAUCUUGAUGAAGACUAUGAACAAUAUAAAAAGACCGAAGAAGCUAUUAUUGAGAAUAUAGACGCCAUCCAUUGGUCAGAAGAGCAUCAAGCUUAUUGUGAUGUAAGUGUUGAUGAUGAUGAUAUCAAUAUUCAUGUAUGUCAUAAGGGAUACGUUACCCUCUUCCCAUUCUUAACCAAAUUGAUUCCUGAACAUGAAGUAUCCAAAAUUGAGAGUAUUGUAGACUUAAUUAGUGAUCCAGAAGAGUUAUGGACUGACUUUGGUCUUAGAUCAUUAUCCAAGUCUGACGAAUACUAUAAGACAGAAGAGAACUAUUGGAGAUCACCAAUCUGGAUUAAUAUUAAUUAUAUGGCGCUUGAUGCCUUACAGCAUUACUAUGAUAUAUCCAAGUCUUAUAUGAGUAAAGAAUUAAAGGAAAAGGUAACCUCUACUUAUCAUCAAUUACGAUUAAACAUUAUUAAUAACAUUGCUGAUAAAUGGGAAACUACUGGUUAUAUAUGGGAAGCUUAUGAAGAUGAUAGUGGAAAAGAAAAGGGAGCUAAGAAUUUCCUUGGCUGGUCAUCAACAGUAUUAAUUAUGAUGACUAUGCCAGAAAAUUUAUAGUACAUAGGUAAAUAAAAAAAGUUACACAUUCA